This is a messenger RNA of Giardia duodenalis, 1197 nucleotides long. RefSeq lists its product as uncharacterized. The record is from RefSeq and is a predicted model, not a curated record. The transcript has a single exon. Lineage: Eukaryota; Fornicata; Diplomonadida; Hexamitidae. Gene Ontology annotation, molecular function: RNA binding. The coding region runs from base 1 to 1197 and encodes 398 amino acids.
AUGGACUCUUACAACUUAUCUGCUCAUCUAGUGGUAGCCAAACCCAAAGAGUUCGCAGCCUCUUCACACAAGCCCUCAGCAGCUCGCUUCAGUUACAAAAAGUAUGUUUCUUGUCCAAAGCGUCCGUUCGGACAGCCAACGCCGGUCAUUGCCCCCGCAAAUAACAAGUCAGUCUAUUCUGAGCACAUGCCACAGGGAAUUCCAAACUACCUUACGGAGGCUCAGCUUACUGCUGUUCAAAGCCAUCUACGUAUUACUGAGGCUUUUUUACGAAUGAGACACAGAGCAAUUUUGCAGGAAGAUGCCCCUUAUGGAGCAUUCCUAGCUAAUCCGGCACACCCUAACAUAGCAGCUGGCUUUACUUCAAUUCUUACCUCUUCAGUCGACGGCCUUUCCGGAUACUUGUCUUCUUCAACCGCUCUCUCCCCGGAUCGCCUCCGUCUUUUAUCUUUACACUACCUAUCUUUGCAACAGUAUGUCGCUACAGAGAGCUCUUUUCAACGUGGAAACCCAUUCUUCAUUCCAUCAUUAAACUUAAGGUCUACCCAGUUGCCGCCCAUCUGCAUCUAUUUUCCGCAAUCUGUAGGGGGGACAAAUACAGUUAACUACAGUGGGCUUUUACUUGGACCGCAGGCUAGCACCCAGAGAGAACUUCAGACACUGACAGGAACAGAACUGCAGCUGCGUGGUGGCGGGGCUUUACUCGGACGUAAGGGUACUGUUGUCAUUACAAAGAGAGCCGACGGUGGGGUGAGCUUAGGGGACGACGAUAUCCCGCACAUCCGCAUCGGCGGACCCUCUCUGCUGGGCCGUGUACUAGCCAUGCGUAUCAUUCUAGAGAUCAUUAAGAACCCGGGGAUUACUGACAAUAGCCUUAAGCAGCGCCAGCUCGUACAUCAUGCCUCACUUUCUGGAAUGGACAUCCCUGUCCCUCAAUUGGGCGAGACUGUGCAAAGCAUAUUGCAGAAUGCCCCGUGGAUUGCCUUGUACAGUAGCUAUAAAACAGAGAGCUUGAACGGACAAAGGGUCCUGGAGCAGCUCUGCUCCUCCAGCCUUGGCCAGAAGGCCUUGCGCUACCGAGGCCUGUGUGAGGCAGAAGCUCAGCGUCUUUGUGGCCUUAGUGGUGAGGGAGUAGCAGCAGAGGAGAACUGUCUGCUGACAGAGUCCAGUGAUGAGCUGCUACCGCCAGGGGCAUAA